AUGGACCCUGAAACUCGCAAAUGUAAAGUUUCUCGAGAUGUGGUGUUUGAUGAAAUCUCUUGUUACUAUAGCCCUGGUGGUGUCUUUGUCGGUACUCCUUCAACAAUUAAAGAAUAUGAAGAAUUGCCCAUGAGCUUGCCAGUGACUUCUUCGACUCCUACUUCUUCUAGUAUCUCAUUAUCACCGUCAUCACUAGUAAUGUCUAAAAACUUUUCUUCUUCAGAAUUAAGGGAAUCUAGUGAUAGGGGGAGCGAAGUUAAUUCUCGCGAGGUGGAGCAAGAGGAGAAUGCUAACUUGGAGGGAACAAAUGCUCCAAAAAUGACUCGGUUCGGAAGGCAAGUCAUUAAGCCAAUUCGUUAUCCAGAUGGUAAUUUGGUGGAGCUGAUUUUUCAAAAUCUUCUCUUACCAAACCUCCAUGAUAGUAACAAUAUCGUCUAUGAUUACACAAGUAAAGAUGACUUGGUGGCUGUUGAAAUUGGCAGGUACUGA
This is a messenger RNA of Ilex paraguariensis (yerba mate), 489 nucleotides long. Lineage: Eukaryota; Viridiplantae; Streptophyta; Magnoliopsida; Aquifoliales; Aquifoliaceae. The record is from the annotation of a GenBank genome assembly.